Molecule: messenger RNA, 222 nt
Organism: Lachancea sp. 'fantastica'
Lineage: Eukaryota; Fungi; Ascomycota; Saccharomycetes; Saccharomycetales; Saccharomycetaceae
Source: the annotation of a GenBank genome assembly
AUGAUAGAAGUGGAGGUCAAUGAUCGUUUAGGAAAAAAGAUCAGGGUCAAGUGCAUGAGUGAGGAUCUUGUUGGGGACUUCAAGAAAGUUCUAGCGCUUCAAUUGGGCGUUUCUUGGACGAAAAUCGAGCUUCAGAAAGGUGGUUCUGUGCUCAAGGAUCAUAUCAGUUUAGAUGAUUACGAGGUUCAUGACGGAACAUACCUUGAACUAUACUACCUUUGA